This is a messenger RNA of Trichogramma pretiosum, 1366 nucleotides long. RefSeq lists its product as uncharacterized. The record is from RefSeq and is a predicted model, not a curated record. The coding region runs from base 291 to 938 and encodes 215 amino acids. Lineage: Eukaryota; Metazoa; Arthropoda; Insecta; Hymenoptera; Trichogrammatidae. The transcript is spliced from 4 exons.
UCGAUCGCCGAUGAUCCGAUCGAGCGACGAUUGAUUGGCUUGCACAAUUCGAGGGACGCAGAUCGGUUGGGAGACGAGCGCGUCUAUUAUGAUGUUUAUUAUUACGAGAGAUGAAUCGACGAGUAGGGUGGCGGGAACUUUCGGAGGAGAGGAGUUGGAGCGGCGUCCACCGCUCCUAUAUAUAACAGAACCGCCAACAGGUGCACGACGUAGUUCAACGGCGAACGUUACGAAUCCAACAACAGCUCAGAAAGUAUAGGUAUCUCCGGCUCUUCCUUCAGUUGCCCAAGAUGCAUUUCCUGAUUUUGGCAGCUAUCGUUGCUGUGGCAGCAGCCCAACAGCCAAGCGGUCGUGUUCUCGAGCCACCAGUACCCGCUGCCUGCGCACAAAGGACCAUCCACGAGCGCUUCAAUGGCAAAGGAUACUACUACUCUUGGGCCGAUCCACGCACCGCCGGACAGGAGUUCGACUGGUUGAGCGCCAGAAACUUCUGCAGACAGCGUUGCAUGGACCUCGUCUCUUUGGAAACCUCCGUCGAGAACGAAUUCAUCAAGAGCCGCAUCGUGCAAAACAAGCAAAAGUACAUCUGGACCUCUGGACGUCUCUGUGACUUCAAGGGUUGCGACAGGCCCGACCUUCAGCCACUCCACAUCAACGGAUGGUUCUGGACCGCCGAGCUGCAAAAGCUCGCCCCGACCACCGAGCGCACCCAGAACGACUGGUCCGAGAACGGCGGCAUCGGCAAACCCCAGCCCGACAACCGUGAAGCCCUCCAAGGCGGAGCUCCCGAGAACUGCUUGGCCGUACUCAACCAGUUCUACAACGACGGCGUCAACUGGCACGACGUCGCCUGCCACCACAAGAAACCCUGGGUGUGCGAGGAAAACGACGCUCUUCUUAAAUACGUCCGCUUCACCAACCCCAACAUUCGCGUUUAAAUUCGGCAUACCGCAUGUGUGCUUCUUUUAACGACACUCGAUCAAGUAUUAUAGGAUUUGUUUUUUUUUUUUGUUUUUUUUCUCUGUUGGAAAUGUAAACAUUUGGUUCAUCGGCUCAUUUUACCAAGUCUCGUUGUUAUAUGGCGAUAAAAAAAUCGAGUCAAAUCAAAUAAUUAAUUGUUGAAAAAACUAUUGGUGAAACAGUACAAGAGUAAAUCUGUCAAUUUGGUCUAUGAUGUACCAUAAGAGUGUUACAAAAUCUUGUCAACAAUUUUAGCUUUUUCAAGGUGUAUUUUUAUUGUGAAUUGUUCAAACUAUCAUCAAUAUUUCUUGCGAGUGAAUCAUGACUGAUUAAUUUAUAUGGUAAAAAUUCAUUUCGUAUGAUAUUAGAUUUUAGUAACAAUUCAAGUAUGGUUAAAUAUUGUAUG